Messenger RNA from Cryptomeria japonica (Japanese cedar), 947 nucleotides. RefSeq lists its product as uncharacterized. The coding region runs from base 169 to 888 and encodes 239 amino acids. The transcript has 2 exons. The record is from RefSeq and is a predicted model, not a curated record. Lineage: Eukaryota; Viridiplantae; Streptophyta; Pinopsida; Cupressales; Cupressaceae.
UGGAUCAUGACGGUGAGACUGUGAAGAUGGCAAUAAUCUUGGUUAUAAAGUACAACUUGGGUGCUUAUAAUGGAGGGCUCCAAGUUAAAUGUAAGAAAACCUUAACGUCUGUGAAGUUUUGUAUUCAAUACUUGUCUUCGAGUUUCAACAUCUCAGUUAAACCAAAGUAUGGAAUGGAGGAAAGACUUCUUGGAUCUUAUAUUUGUGACCUUGGGUAUUCUACUAUCCAUCUUAUAUCAUGCUUUCUUGUGGUAUAAAGUUAAGAAUCACCCUCUCAAGACUGUAAUUGGUGUCAAUAGCAUUGGCAGAAAGCUUUGGGUUAAAGGCAUCAUGAAGGAUGGUGAGAAAAAUGGAGUUCUAGCAGCGCAGACACUAAGGAACAGCAUAAUGGAAUCCACCUUGAUGGCCACAACUUCAAUUAUAUUGGGUUGUGGGAUGGCUGCCAUGAUUAGCAGCACCUACAGUAUAAAAAGGCCUCUCAAUGACACAGCCUUGGGCUCUCAAGGGGACUUCAUAUUGGGAAUCAAAUACUUGCUAGUACUCCUGUUUUCUCUUUUCUCUUUUCUCUGCCAUUCUCUGUCAAUCUGCUGCAAGUGUGAAGUUGGCUCAUUGAUAGCUACCCCAGUGAAAAGACAUGACUUGGCCAGCAUGAUUAGUUCAGAUUAUGUCUGUAAGGUGUUGGAAAGAGGUUUUCUUUUCAAUAUAGUUGGUAACAGGGCCUUUUAUGGGGGGUUUCCUUUGCUUUUCUGGGUUAUUGGGCCUCUGCCAGUUUUCCUAGGAUCCUCAUUGUUAGUGCUUGUUUUGUACUCUACAGAUUUUGUUUCUUCUGGAAUGGUUAGUAGAAAUAGAGAUCUUCAAACAAGAGAGGAAGAACAAUGUUUGGAAUAAUUUUGUUUCGUGGUGUAAGAAGUCUACUCAUCAAUCUUGAAAUGAAGAUUGUGAAGCAU